This is a messenger RNA of Microdochium trichocladiopsis, 7412 nucleotides long. Its product is annotated as protein phosphatase 2C. The record is from RefSeq and is a predicted model, not a curated record. The transcript is spliced from 3 exons. Lineage: Eukaryota; Fungi; Ascomycota; Sordariomycetes; Xylariales; Microdochiaceae. Bases 422 to 6913 code for a protein of 2163 amino acids. Gene Ontology annotation, biological process: intracellular signal transduction; cAMP biosynthetic process. Gene Ontology annotation, molecular function: protein binding; adenylate cyclase activity; magnesium ion binding.
CCCACAUUCACGAUACCUCGCCGCACACACACCUGCUGCCACGCGCGCUCUCCAUCUUCGAAUCCUCGACCACACAUCCAGCACAUCCCAUUGUGCUACGACGCAGCGCUUCCACGUCCCCGGCGGACCAAGCCCCCUCGUUGCAACUCGCUGCACCGCGCUCCAGCCUUCGUCGUCCACGAACCAAGCGUCCUCCGGCUCCUUGCUCCGCGCUUCCACCUGCUGGAUCGACUCCGCCCGCCCGCCCACCUUUGCUCAGUGUCUGUCCAGCAGCGGAUCGAUCCUGGGACAUUCGUGCUCAAUCGAAAAAUUACCAUUUCACCUGGCCCGUCGGGAAAUGACUUGAGCAACGCCUCGACCAUUGAUGGCGAUUCGUUUGCCUUGAGUUAGUCCGAUAGAGUCAGCGCGUGGGCUCAGUACCAUGACGAGAGAUGACCGCCACGAUCGCCUCAGCUCCAUCGCGAGCUCCAGCAGCGAUCGAUCCAACGCCACUGUAAUGCCAUCUGCUCCAAGCCGCUCCGCUUCAUCCUCAGGCGCAUCGGGUUCCAAGAAGCUACGAGCCACCCCGCGGCCUCUCAAGAGACCAUCCGAAGUGGGCAAGACGAGGUCCUCGAGAGAAACGACGCAGACAUCCCCAACUUCACCUGCCGACAACUACUCCGCUUUGCCCCCAAUGUCGAAAUCUAGCUCUUAUGAUAGCCGGCGCAUGAGUGACCUUGCCAACUAUCGUCGCGACCUCGCUGUCCUUGAUCAGGGAGGCGGUCGGAUUCCGCAAAUUCAACACAUCCCGCCAACUGGGAUUCCGAAUUCGCAACACAGCAUAGCACCUUGGGUUUCCUCUACGGGUAGCACGUCUGGGUCAGCGCCCUCGACGGGCGUGGGCACAACUUUCUACAACGAUUAUGACUCUGGCGAGAGCAUUGCAUCGCCCGCGCAGAUAUCACCGGCUUUCAGAAAUGCUAAAGGACGACAGCCCUCGGCUGUAGACGGACUCGACAUGUCGCAGUUCAACGAUGAUCGGCGUCCCUCGGUCGCCAGCGUCACUACGGCCAGCAGCCAAGGCUCAAAGAGCAGUGCGUCAAGAGGUGGUUUCAAGAAGCUGCAGGGAUUCUUCGGCGAGGAGUUUCCGGGUCGUGACGGGUCCGAAACAAGCUUACCACAGCCGAGUCAAUCCAGCCAGAAGGAAUCGCGCUCUUACUCCUUUACGCGGCCCAGGCGCGAGAGGAACCACUCCAACGCUACCGAGACCACGAGAGAGCUGUCGCCCGCUUCCUCUCGGCCAAGAACGCCAGUGCCAUCGAGCGAUGUGGUCCCCUUCCUGUAUCAGGAAGCCAAAGAUAUCGCGAAGUAUGGUGAGGCUCCUGUCCGAGAGAUCUUGACUGGGCCCGACCGGGAGCGUUAUGAGAGGGAACAGAACCAAGCACCUCCGAAGACGUCGUCAUCAGGGCGAUCUGGUCAUGCUGGAUCAGGCCCAGGCCACUCUGUGGUAAACAUGUCAUCUGGGCAUCAUUUGCACCGUCACCAGAAAAGCAAUGAGGACACCCACUCUUUGCGACCUGUAGCGAGCAGAGAAGAUUCUCUUAUGACGGUGCCUUAUGGGAAGGAGCGAGGAGCCUCAACAGUGAGCAACUUUGUGCGUUCGCGCGCGCAAAGUCCCACGCCAAGCUUCAACAGUCAGAACAGUCGACUUGCUUCAGUCGAUGGUCAAAUGUCGCCCAAGGAUCACAACGGGAAGCGCAGUCUACUCGACCGAUUCCGACGUCACCCCAAGCACAAUAAUGACGACAGCCAUACCCUCAACCUCAAAGGCUUACCGGGCUCUGUGCGAUCGUUGACUCGUGCUUCGUCAAAGCAGAAUCUGAACGCCCCCCUCCCGUCGCCGUUAGAGAAGCCACUGCCAAACCUAGACUUUGCCGACGUUCCGUCUGCUCAGACCAGAGCUCCUCCGCAGUCGCGUCAAGCUACAUUCAACAACAAGUUUCCCUUCUCCAAGAAAGGCGGUCGUUAUCGGCAUCACGACGAAACCGAGGACCAGAUUGGUCCAACUGACAGAGAUGACCGAGGAAAAGUUUUUACUCUGGAUACGAAUCUCAACGACAUGGAGGGCAUCCUUGCUCAACCGCCGCCUUUGACCCCUAUGGAUCCUUCCAUUUUUACAGGAGGAAACGCCAUGCCGGCAGAGAUGGAAACAGUGCCAGAGUCGGUACCACUGCAACAAAGGGCAGACGGCACGUGGAACGCGCCCGACAGUUGGGGUGUGCGAAGGAAUGCAGAGGAGCGAGAUCCUCAUGUACCAGAACAUGAUGAUGUCGGUACCCCGCCUCGCCCAGAGGAGAAACACGCGCCUCAUUGCAUUCGUGUCUUCCGCUCAGACGGUACUUUCGCCACGGUUCAACUGCCGCUCACUGCCACUGUGCAGGACGUCAUGGCCAACGUCGUGCGGAAGACAUACGUGACAGAAGGGUUGGAGAAUUACCACAUUGUGCUCAGGAAACAUGACUUGUCGCGCGUCUUGAGCGCCCCUGAGCGCCCACUGCUCAUUCAAAAGAGGCUGCUGCAGCAGAUGGGAUACGAGGAAAAGGAUCGGCUUGAAGAGAUCGGACGCGAGGAUAACGGCUAUUUGUGUCGGUUCCUCUUCCUGUCAGCCAGAGACAGCGACUUUACGGGCGCUCACCACGACUUGGGGCUGCAGAAACUGACCAAGUUCAACCACAUCGACUUAUCCGGGCGCAACCUUAUCACCAUCCCUAUCACUCUCUAUUCCAAAGCUGCGGAUAUCAUCUCACUGAACCUCUCACGGAACUUGUCACUCGAUCUACCGCGCGACUUCAUACAUGCCUGUCAGCAGCUGCGCGAUAUCAAAUAUGCCAACAAUGAGGCACGCAAGCUCCCGAUCAGCAUCGGACGAGCUGGUCGCCUGACAUACCUCGAUGUGUCAAACAACCGCCUUGAGGAGGUUGACCACGCAGAUCUUGGGCGGUUGCGCGGCCUGCUGAAGCUCUCACUUGCAAACAACCGCCUCAAGAGUCUCCCUGAAGAGUUUGGAGCAUUCAGAUCGCUUCGGACACUUAACUUGUCUUCAAAUUUUCUCGACCAAUUCCCCCCCUUCCUUUGCGAGCUCGAAGCUCUCGUUGACAUUGACGUCAGCUUCAACUCGAUUGCCAGCCUCCCCGACCAAGUGGGAAACCUCAAGAACCUCGAAAAGUUCGUCAUGACAAAUAACAGGCUGUCUGGAACAUUGCCAUCUACUUUCAGCCUCCUCAUGAACAUUCGUGAGCUUGACAUCAAAUUCAAUCAGCUCACUGCAAUUGAUGUAAUCUCGGAACUUCCCAAGCUGGAGACGUUGUCUGCCGACCACAAUAUGGUAUCUCAAUUUGUUGGCAGUUUUGAGCGAGUGAGGACGCUCAAGCUCAACUCGAACCCGAUCACAAAGUUUGAGCUUGUCGGACCCGUGCAUACACUGAAGGUAUUAAACCUUUCCAAUGCACAGUUAGCCAGCAUCGACGGUUCGUUCAACAACAUGCCCAAUCUGGAACGCCUGAUCCUGGACCGGAACUAUUUCGUCUCGCUCCCAAACCAUAUCGGCAACAUGAGAAGACUUGAGCACUUCAGCAUUGCCAACAAUUCAGUCGGCGAGCUCCCUCCUGAGAUUGGCUGCCUUACGGAGCUGCGAGUACUCGAUGUCCGAGGCAACAAUAUUAGGAAACUGCCAAUGGAGCUGUGGUGGGCCAACAAACUUGAAACGCUCAAUGCGUCCUCCAACGUUCUCGACAACUUCCCGAAGCCUGCUUCGCGUCCUCCGCAGAUGCCCAAUGAUCCUUCGCAAACUCCAAGCUCAAACGGAAUUGUCAAGCAGUCGACCGAGACCCUCUCACACACGUCAUCGAUGGAGGAACUCCUUCCAGACGGUACUCGGCGACCAAGCCAUUCCUCCAGUACCCUGCUUAGUGUCGGUCCAUCCCCGGUCCCUGCUGGGCCCGACCGUAAGAGCUCAGUGGUGUCAGUGUAUGGCAAAGGUGGUCGCAAGACCUCUGUUGUGUCUCGGAGCACAAAUGGCAGCACUAAUGGCACGAUCACUGCGGCUCCAGCAACUAGGAAGGACUCUGGACUCUCUGGCCGGCUUACCAACACCUUUGCAGGCUCCCUCAAGAACUUGUAUCUCGCUGACAAUCAGCUUGACGACGAUGCGUUUGACCAGGUUAUGCUUCUAAGCGAGCUUCGGAUUCUAAACAUGUCUUACAAUGACCUCAGCGAUAUGCCUCAGCGAUGCAUCAAGAGCUGGCCUCAGCUUGUUGAGCUGUACCUGUCCGGCAAUGACUUGACAAGCUUGCCCGUUGAUGAUCUCGAAGAAUUCAGCCUGUUGCAGGUUCUGCACAUCAACAACAAUAAGUUCACGAACCUCCCGGCGGACAUUUCGCGAGCCAAGAAACUUGCGGUCCUUGACUGCGGCAACAACUCGUUGAAGUACAACAUCGCGAACGUACCAUAUGACUGGAAUUGGAAUCUGAAUCCCAACUUAAGGUACCUCAAUCUCUCUGGCAACAAGAGACUUGAGAUCAAACAACAGGGUACCAGUCUCACGGGACCGAGUCGCGAUGAGCAGUACACCGACUUCAACAGGCUGCUCAAUCUCCGAGUGCUUGGUUUAAUGGACGUCACAUUGACUCAGCCGAGCAUUCCUGACCAGAGUGAGGACCGUCGUGUACGAACGUCAGGAUCGCUAGCUGGACAUCUUCCGUACGGGAUGGCGGACACUCUGGGCCGGAAUGAACAUUUAUCAACAGUGGACUUGGUCGUACCACGAUUCAAUUCUUCAGAUUCUGAGACACUUCUUGGGCUGUUUGACGGUCAGGCACUCUCGAGUGGUGGCUCCAAGAUCGCCAAGUAUCUUCAUGAGAACUUCGGACGCAUCUUCACCACCGAACUGAAAGCUCUCAAGACUCGUCAGAAUGAGGGACCCGUCGAUGCUCUUCGACGGGCCUUCCUCAGUCUCAACAAAGAUCUUGUCACACUUGCUCUGGAACACGGCGGCAAGCGCCCGAUGACUUCGCGCGGGACAGCAUCUGUUGCUUUGAGCAAGGAGGAUCUCAACUCGGGUGGAGUCGCCACUGUGGCAUAUUUGCAAGCGCAAGACCUAUAUGUUGCCAACGUUGGUGAUGCGCAGGCAAUGCUGAUCCAGUCUGAUGGAUCACACCGUAUUCUGACACAUAAGCAUGAUCCGGCUGAGCCGACCGAGCGCCAACGUAUACGGGACGCUGGUGGAUGGGUUUCCCGUCAAGGCAAAUUGAACGAUCAGCUCGAGGUUUCUCGUGCCUUUGGCUUUGUGGACUUGAUGCCUGCAGUUCAAGCAGCGCCCUACAUUACCAAGGCGACAAUCGGUGCACAGGACGAGACUCUCCUGAUCGCAACAAAAGAGCUCUGGGAAUACAUAACACCUGGACUUGUUGUCGACGUCGCGAGGCAAGAAAGAGGCGAUCUGAUGCGUGCGUCUCAAAAGCUCAGAGAUCUGACGAUGGCCUAUGGCUCAACUGGCAAGAUCAUGAUCAUGAUGAUCAGUGUUGCAGAUCUCAAGCGACGCCAGGAGCGAUCCGCUCGUCUGCAUCGGGGCCAGAGCAUGUCGCUGUACCCAUCCGGCAUUCCCGAUGAGUUCCAGUACGUCCCGAAGCGUGGUCGAAAGCCUAAGGGCGAGGUCCAAGAUUCGACAUUGCACAGACUCGAGGCCGAGGUGCCUGCGCCGACAGAGAAGCCGUCGAUCGCCUUCACAGAUAUCAAGAAUUCCACCAAUCUGUGGGAGAUGUACCCGUCCGCCAUGCGAUCAGCAAUCAAACUGCACAACGAGGUUAUGCGUCGACAGCUUCGGCGGAUUGGUGGAUAUGAAGUCAAGACCGAAGGUGACGCAUUCAUGGUCUCCUUCCCCACUGCUACAUCCGCGCUGCUGUGGUGUUUUGCGGUUCAGACGCAGCUGCUUGAGGUGAACUGGCCUCCCGAGAUUCUCAACUCCGUCUCCGCUCAGGAAGUCUAUGACAAGGACAACAAUCUCAUCUUCAAAGGUCUAUCUGUAAGGAUGGGAAUCCAUUUUGGUGAACCCGUGGCCGAGAUCGAUCCGGUGACGCGGCGAAUGGACUAUUUUGGCCCGAUGGUCAACAAGGCCUCUCGUAUCUCGGCUGUGGCUGACGGGGGCCAAAUCACGGUGUCGGCAGACUUCAUCUCUGAGAUCCAACGCUGUCUUGAGACCUACCAGGAGAAUGAACGCAACAGCUCUGUGGGUUCUGAGGACACGUUUGACGACGACGCCACCGCCAUGGUGAUUAGGAAAGAGCUCAAAUCGCUCAGCUCGCAAGGAUUCGAAGUCAAGGAGAUGGGCGAAAAGAAGCUCAAGGGACUUGAAAACCCCGAAUUCAUCUACUCGCUGUACCCCCACGUGUUGGCAGGCAGAAUCGAGUACCAUAACCAGCAGGCAGUUGCUGCUCCAGAACCAGGCAAGCCCACCCAACUUCGACCUGGUGUUGAACUGGGCUUUGACCCCGAAGUUGUCUGGGCCGUCUGGAAGAUCAGCCUUCGCCUGGAGAUGCUGUGCAGUACACUUGAGGAGGCUUCUGGCAGCCAGCUGCAGCCACCAGAGACCGAAUGGCUGGAUCGUGUACGGUCACGAGGUGGCGAGGUUUCUGAGCAAGCCAUCACUUUGUUCCUAGAGCACCAAGUGAGCCGUAUCGAGACGUGCGUCUCCACCUUGUCGAUGCGCCACAUUGCUGCUGGCGGCGGCCAGAUCAACCAUCUCGAGGAGCUGCGUGCUCCCAUGUCACAGAUACUGGAUAACCUGGCUUCUCAGCUGGCCGAGCUCGAACGGUACAAGGCCAAGUUUGGACCUAUUGACGACUAUGACGACGAAGACACGGAAAGCGAUACCGCUUGAACGCGUGUAACAUCAUAUACCCGCAUGAUUUAGGGGAGUCUCGAUUGUUUUGGGCCGCACACGCCCCACUAUAUAUAGCAGAACAAUAAUUACAGCGCGAGCAGCGUGCUUCCAUGCAGAAUGGCUGUACAGGCCGUAGAGCGAGGGCUCUAGAUUUCCAGGGUUCGGCGAUAUCAGGGUGUAUCCCACUACAAAGGGGUUGAUGACCAUUGGAGAGACGGCGUUUUCGGGAAUUCCUUUUCCUCCCUUUUCGGCGCGUCUAGAUCCAUUUUGGGAUAUCAAUGGUGUGGCACACCCAUGGCUGUUCUUUUUCUUUUCUUGUCGGGAUAGCCCUUGUUGCGAUUGCAUUCGAAGGGUAGCAGGACGGGGACAAGAAACGCUGGCACGACUUCCCUAUGAAGAUAACUAUAUUGAACCUAAUUUUGAACAUGACGACAUGAGAUGGUGCUGCUUGGAGUCCUCGUGCCCUGCUGUCGUCUCGUGCUGCCAUCAAAGACGA